CUCUGGCCCCGCCCUGCGCACCCUGCUAGCCGCGGGGGCUCGCCACUGGCCCUGGCCCCGCCCAGAGAGGCCUCCUUGAGCCUCCAGCCUGCUAGCCGCCAGCCCACCACCCGCCAGGCCCGGUGGGUGGGCGCUGGGCCACCUCUACUGGCCCGCGGCGGUGACUCGGCGACCUUGGCUAGGAAACUCUAGCGGGGACCCACCAACGGAGGUGGCAACGCGGACUUUGCCCAGCGCGGGGGCGGAGCGGACUGUGUGUCCACUGGCGGGGCGCAGAGAUGUUGGCUUUCGCGGCCAGGACAGUGCCCAGGCAAGUGGCUGCCUCUUGCUAGGUUCUGCUCACCCACUUGGUAGCACAGUUAGGCUUAGAGAUCCAGCCCAAGGCAGACAGACAGGGCUCAGAACCUCAGUCCUGCCAUGGAGGACGGGCAGCAGAAAGAGAAGGUGAAGCCCCUGGGCUUCCUCAAGCCAUCCUCCUUGAGGAAAGUUUCUGGCCGCUUCAAGACGCACCAGGACUCCCUGCCCCGGCUGCCCGUGCCCCCACUCCAGCAGUCUCUGGAUCAUUACCUUAAGACACUGCAGCCCAUCAUCAGUGAGGAGGAAUGGGCCCACACCAAGCAGCUGGUGGAAGAGUUUCAGACUGCGGGGGGCGUAGGAGAGCGCCUCCAGAAGGGGCUGGAGCGCAGGGCCAGGAAGAUGGAGAACUGGCUGUCUGAGUGGUGGCUGAAGACGGCCUACCUCCAGUACCGCCAGCCCCUGGUCAUCUACUCCAGCCCCGGACUGGUACUGCCCAGGCAGGACUUUGUGGACCUGCAGGGCCAGCUCCGGUUUGCUGCUAGAUUCAUCGAGGGCGUGUUGGAUUUCAAGGCCAUGGUUGACAAUGAGACCCUGCCCGUGGAGUACCUGGGCGGCAAGCCGCUGUGCAUGAACCAGUACUAUCAGAUCCUGUCGUCCUGCCGCGUGCCGGGCCCCAAGCAGGACUCAGUUGUCAACUUCAGCAAGACCAAGAAGCCACCCAUGCAUAUCACAGUGGUGCACAACUACCAGUUCUUCGAGCUGGACGUGUACCACAGCGAUGGGACGCCCCUCACCUCGGAUCAGAUCUUCGUGCAGCUGGAGAAGAUCUGGAACUCCUCACUGCAAGCCAACAAAGAGCCCGUGGGCAUCCUUACCUCCAACCAUCGCAACUCCUGGGCCAAGGCGUACAACACCCUCAUCAAAGACAAGGUGAACCGGGAGUCAGUGCGCUCCAUCCAGAAAAGCAUCUUCACCGUGUGCCUGGACGCACCCGUGCCUCGGGUCUCGGAAGAUGUGUACCGCAGCCAAGUGGCCGGCCAGAUGCUACACGGGGGCGGCAGCAAGCUCAACAGCGGCAACCGCUGGUUCGACAAGACGCUGCAGAUCAUCGUGGCAGAAGAUGGCUCCUGUGGGCUCGUUUAUGAGCACGCAGCAGCAGAGGGGCCGCCCAUCGUCACCCUCGUGGACCAUGUCAUUGAGUACACGAAGAAGGCCGAGCCCGUGCGGUCUCCCAUGGUGCCCCUGCCCAUGCCCAAGAAGCUGCGGUUCAACAUCACCCCCGAGGUGAAGAGCGACAUCGAGAAGGCCAAGCAGAAUCUCGGCAUCAUGAUCCAGGACCUGGACAUCACUGUGAUGGUCUUCCACCACUUUGGGAAGGACUUCCCCAAGUCCGAGAAGCUGAGCCCCGACGCCUUCAUCCAGAUAGCACUACAGCUGGCCUACUACAGGAUCUACGGGCAGGCAUGUGCCACAUACGAAAGCGCCUCCCUGCGCAUGUUUCACCUGGGCCGUACUGACACCAUCCGCUCAGCCUCCAUGGACUCGCUGACCUUUGUCAAAGCCAUGGAUGACUCCAGUGUGACGGAGCACCAGAAGGUGGAGCUGCUGCGGAAGGCCGUGCAGGCACACCGAGCCUACACCGACCAGGCCAUCCGCGGGGAGGCCUUUGACCGGCACCUGCUGGGCCUGAAGCUGCAGGCCAUUGAGGACCUGGUGAGCAUGCCUGACAUCUUCAUGGACACGUCGUACGCCAUCGCCAUGCACUUCAACCUCUCCACUAGCCAGGUCCCUGCCAAGACAGACUGCGUCAUGUCCUUUGGGCCCGUGGUCCCCGACGGCUACGGUGUGUGCUACAACCCCAUGGAGAGCCACAUCAACUUCUCUGUGUCGGCCUACAACAGCUGUGCUGAGACCAACGCGGCCCGCCUGGGGCACUACCUGGAGAAGGCGCUCCUGGACAUGCGUGCUCUGCUGCAGAGCCACCCCCGGGCCAAGCUCUGAGCCUCCCGUGCUCGGGCCUGCUGCUGCCACAGCCAAGCCACCUUCGGGUGGGCCACUCACCAGGGCUCCACUUUUGCUCCCUCUACCCAUGGACCCCGGAGAUCUGACCAAGCUGGGGACGGCACCCUCAAUGGGGCCUACAGGCCCAAGCCAAGUGCCUUCCAUGGGUCAUCCCCAGUACCUGUUGGGGCUGUGUCCUGGGCUGUAUUCAGAGGCUGAGCAGGACAUAGGCCCAGACUUUUCUCCUGGGAAAGGAACCAGGGGAGCCCAUCCCCCAUCAGGGCGGGCAUGGGGAAGUCCUUUUCUCCAUAACUCAGCCAGUCCCUGCCAUCUGCACAGCCAGCCCGGGUCUGUACCCAGAUCCCCAAACUCCCAAGGCCCUAUAGACAGGAACGCCCAGGCGCUCCAAGCUUCCCCAAGGGAAGGGGAAGCCGGGGCCCCGCCUUACCUCUCCCUGUACCAUCUCCCACUGGACUGCCAUGCUCUUUUGGAGAAUGUGUCUGAGGCGCUCCGGCUCGCUUGCUUCCUUCCACUCAGCUUGAUUCCUGAUCCACGUUCCUGGUUGUAUAAUAGUAACAUGUGAGGUCAUUAAUAAAGGGGAAAUGUGUUGGUGAA
This is a messenger RNA of Rhinolophus ferrumequinum (greater horseshoe bat), 2913 nucleotides long. RefSeq names its product carnitine O-acetyltransferase (gene CRAT). Lineage: Eukaryota; Metazoa; Chordata; Mammalia; Chiroptera; Rhinolophidae. The record is from RefSeq and is a predicted model, not a curated record. Gene Ontology annotation, molecular function: carnitine O-acetyltransferase activity. The coding region runs from base 418 to 2298 and encodes 626 amino acids. Gene Ontology annotation, cellular component: peroxisome. The transcript is spliced from 15 exons. Gene Ontology annotation, biological process: carnitine metabolic process, CoA-linked.